This is a messenger RNA of Trichoderma reesei QM6a, 1281 nucleotides long. RefSeq lists its product as uncharacterized. Bases 1 to 1281 code for a protein of 426 amino acids. Gene Ontology annotation, molecular function: flavin adenine dinucleotide binding; saccharopine oxidase activity; sarcosine oxidase activity. The transcript has 3 exons. Lineage: Eukaryota; Fungi; Ascomycota; Sordariomycetes; Hypocreales; Hypocreaceae. The record is from RefSeq and is a predicted model, not a curated record.
AUGCCGUCAGUUCUGAUUGUCGGUGCUGGUAACUUCGGCGCCGCAACGGCUUUGAGUCUGGCCAGAAGGGGAGGGUUCAAGGUCACCAUCAUUGACACGGCCCCCUUCCCCAACCCCAGGGCCGCCUCCCACGACAUCAACAAGAUCGUUCGAGACGACUACCCAGACAAGCUCUACAUGCGGAUGCUCAUCAAGGCCAUGCCCAUGUGGCGUGCCGACAAGCUGUACAGCCCCUGGUACCACGAAGUGGGCAUGCUCAGGGCCGACGCCUCGGACUUUGGCGAGAAGAGCAUCGCCUCGUACAGGGCCGUUGGUGUUGCCAACGAGACACAGUUCCUCCCCGUGGACGAGGUGCGGAAACGCUGGAACGGGGUCUAUGCCACGGCCAACUUUGGCAGCUUGGAGAAGAUCCUGUACAACCCCACUGUGGGGUAUGCAGAGGCAGACAAGGCGUUGCAGGCCGUCAUGCAAGCCGCCGUCGACCUGGGCGCUGAGUACGUGGUUGGCGAGGUCAAGUCGCUCGAUCUCGGCGCUGACGGCCGGUGCGUGGGCGUCAAGCUCACCAACGGCGAGACCCUGCGAGCCGACAAGAUCCUGCUCUGCACCGGCGCUAGGACUGCCUCUCUCCUGGCCCAGAGUGCCCCCCGGAACAAGGAGCUCCACAUCGGUGACCGUCUCGUGGCCACGGGCGCCAUUAGCUUCUACUCCAAGCUGCACGGCGAGCAGAAGGACAGGUUUGCCUGCAUUCCCGUGCUCAAGAAUUGCCUCCCCGAGGUCAAAGGCGAGGGCAUGUCGAUCCUCAAAGACGGGACCAUCAAGUUCAACUGCGACAUGUGCUUCACCAACUAUGUCGAUAAUCCCGUCACUGGUGAGAAGAUGUCCAUGACGCCCGAGGCCUCAGAUCACAACACCUGGACGGGCCCAGAAUUUGUUCCCUUCUUCAAGCAGUGUGCAAGGAAGACGCUCAAUGGCCUGCAUGGCAAGGAGGUUGAAAACAUCCCUAUUGAGUCAUAUCGAAUCUGCUGGGACGCCUCUACACCGACCCAUGACUUCCUCAUUACGCCGCAUCCUCGCUCUCAAGGUCUGUACGUGGCCACGGGUGGCUCGUUUCACGGCUGGAAGUUUCUGCCGGUGAUUGGCGACUACAUUGUUGACAUGCUCCACGGCCUGCUUGGUGCAGACUAUGCAGACCGAUGGGCGUGGGAUAAGAAUGGCGGUGAUGGCCACUCCGCCAACCCAACCUAUCAGAUUGUCGGGGAUUUACAGCAAUGGCUUUCAUAG